AUGGGACAGAAAAACAAUGUUACAGAGUUUAUCCUCCUGGGCCUCACUCAGGACCCUGUUGGCCAAAAAGCAUUGUUUGUCAUGUUUUUACUCAUCUACAUUAUGACAAUGGUGGGCAACCUGCUCAUUGUGGGAACAGUGAUUGCCAGCCCCUCCUUGGACUCUCCCAUGUACUUCUUUCUUGCCUUUCUGUCACUCACAGAUGCUGUUUAUUCCACUGCCAUCUUGCCCAAGUUGCUUAAAGACUUAGUUUGUGAUAAAAAGACCAUUUCCUUCACAGCUUGUCUAGUUCAGCUUUUUGUGGAGCACUUAUUUGGUGGUGCUGAGGUCUUCAUUUUGGUGAUGAUGGCCUAUGAUCGCUAUGCUGCCAUCUGCAAGCCACUGCACUAUUUGACCAUCAUGAAUCGUCAGGUUUGUAUUCUCUUGCUCUUGGCAUCUUGGGUUGGAGGAUUUGCUCAUGCUCUGCUUCAAGUUAUCUCUGUGUAUAUACUUCCUUUCUGUGGACCCAAUGUCAUUGACCACUUUGCCUGUGACAUGUACCCAUUAUUGGGACUUGCAUGCACAGACACAUACUUUCUAGGCCUCACUGUAGUUGCCAAUAACGGAGCAAUGUCUGUAGUGGUCUUCAUCCUUCUCCUUGUCUCCUAUGGAAUCAUUUUAAACUCUCUUAAGUCUCACAGUCAGGAAGGGAGACACAAAGCUCUGUCCACCUGCAGCUCACACAUCAUGGUGGUUGUCCUCUUCUUUGUUCCUUGCAUUUUUAUGUAUGUUAGACCUGUCUCUAAUUUUCCUAUUGAUAAAUUUAUUACUGUAUUUUAUACAAUUUUCACUCCUAUGUUGAAUCCUUUAAUAUAUACCCUGAGAAACCUUGAGAUUAAAACUUGUAUGGCAAAGCUGUGGAAUAAAAUGUUCACUACAAGCACAAAAUGA
Chionomys nivalis (European snow vole) is the source of this 930-nucleotide messenger RNA. RefSeq names its product olfactory receptor 4A5-like. Gene Ontology annotation, cellular component: membrane. Gene Ontology annotation, molecular function: G protein-coupled receptor activity; olfactory receptor activity. Bases 1 to 930 code for a protein of 309 amino acids. The transcript has a single exon. The record is from RefSeq and is a predicted model, not a curated record. Gene Ontology annotation, biological process: G protein-coupled receptor signaling pathway. Lineage: Eukaryota; Metazoa; Chordata; Mammalia; Rodentia; Cricetidae.